This is a messenger RNA of Lecanosticta acicola, 1323 nucleotides long. The record is from the annotation of a GenBank genome assembly. Lineage: Eukaryota; Fungi; Ascomycota; Dothideomycetes; Mycosphaerellales; Mycosphaerellaceae.
AUGGCGCCCGACAUCAACUCCCUCCCGACCUCACCGCGUCCCGACCAGCACCGCACCUCACAGCCGCCCUCUACCUCUGCCUCGAGAAGGACAUCCGCCGUCAUGCCUCCACCGAGUCAGCCUACUUCUGCCGUGACGGGCGGUCCACGCAGUCCGAUCAUGAGCAGCAACGAGAACAAUGUGCCCAUGAGACACCCGAGGCCCCUCACCGCGGCGGAGUUGUACGCCGAGUGUGAGAAGGAGCAGGAAGCUGUUGUACGUACACCAAGAAGAGACGAUAUGUAUAGAGACUGAUAUGACGGAAUACAGGUCAACCGUCUCACCCGCGAGCUCACGGCCUUGCGCGCCCAGUCGGCCUCAGUCGCCAGCAAUGCCUCAGUCUCGUCCAACUCCACCUCUGCUUCCCUCUUGCCCGUCGACAUCUCAGACCCGAAUCCCACGCACCAGAUGACGGGAGCUACACACCCAACGCCCUCUCGGAGACACCGCUCGUCUUCGUCAGUCAGCACGAGAAGUAUUCCGACUCCUGCAACGAGCGUUUCCCAGGCGGGCAGCGGUGCAACCAACCACUCCACACAAGUCCAAGCCGGCAGCACCACCAACACUGCGACACUGAACGGCGUCUCUCAGGCACAAGCAGACCGCGCAGCAGCAGCAGGAGGCGGACCACGAGACAAUCUCAGCCGGCAACCGUCAGCCAGCGCCUCGGGGACAUCUACUCCAGCCCGCCAAUCCAUGGAGAUACCUCGCAUGAGCGGUGGCAGCUACACACUUCCAUACCGAACCUCCAUCUCUCGCGAGACCCCCACGUCCUCCACCCACGCUCAAGCUGGCACACCACCAGUAGCAAACAUCCAACAACUCCCCUCGCCCGCCCAAUCUCCCAGCGUCAUUUCCGCCAUGCAGCACUACGCCGACACCGCAGCCUACCGCACCGAGAUGGAAAUCGUAAAGGCCGAGAACGAUGCUCUGCGCCAACGAGUUCGAAUGCUGGAGCGUGCCCUCCGCGCUCGUCGUCGAGAUAGCAGCCAAUCCGAUGCCCACCGGCCAGCAGAUCUCCGUCCGACGCCCGAGACUUCCGAAUCUGGCGCAAUGCGUGCAACGAGUGUCGUCGUCUCCCCACCACCAUCAGCGGGCCUCGGAGUAGCAGCAUGGGCAGCAAAUGAUGGGGGAGUUCGAGGAGUCGCCGGCCCCCGAGAGAGGAGUGAGAGUCAGAGUACGACGGCCAGUAGCCGACGCGGAAUGGGUGGCGGUGCUGCGGCAGAGGAUGAGGUACGUGUUGGGGAGAGCGCUAGUAGCGUUGGAGUCUUUCGGGGAGUAUAG